AAGAAGUUUGUAAGCUUUAAAAGUAAAUUCUGAGAGGAUCUAUUGCUAGGUAAAAGCCGUAGAGCGAAUAAAAGCAUCCUUUUUUGACUGUCAGAUUUUGGAGUAAUUUGACAAAAGUUUGGGGCUGCGAGAGCCCGGGAAAGGUACAGUCACAUGCAAAUGACAUUACAAUUCCAAAGGUAAUGACGCACGGUGAUGAUGGAUGAGUGUUCGAGGAAUAUGGAUUAUUACUAGCAGACACCCUUGAUGAACUCUCAUCACGUCAAAAAGAAAACAAUAACGGAGAUCGGUUUUUGUUCUAGAGAGAAGGGGGGGGGGAAGCAUGCACUUUCUCUCCCCGGUGUUCCGACAGAGGAAUAGGAUCUAGGGAAGUGCUUGUCUCAAUUGGAAACGUAUGUGACGGUGAUGAGAUAUCUGAGUAGAGCGAGUCUGGAAUCUCUGACUGAUCACAUUCAGUUCUUUUGACAAUCUAUACUUAUGUGGGAGAAUGGCUUUGUGGCAUUUUGAUUUGGUUGGAAAUUGUUAUCAGAUUGAGAUGAAUGACCAAUCUCCAUGCCUCUGCUGUGGAAGGAUUCUAUUCUUUUCCAUCUUGAAGAAACCUUGGUUUUGAUCAGAAGGUGCUGUGGAGUUACAGGGAGAAAGUUAUUGACUGACGUGUCAGUGCAGUGUUCGAAUCUUUGCAAUUGGAUAUUCGCUUUCUUGGAAUCAUGGACCUACUAGAAAUACUGGGAAAAAGUAUGACUAUUGAUGUAGCAUUGCUUUGUGUCUUGCACAGAGUGAAAUACAAAAAGUCUUGAUUGUUAAAAGAUUUCACAAAUUUUGACCUGGACUGUAAUAUUGCGAAGACAGGAAACCAUCUCAGGGGAUUGUUGUUCAGGGAAACAUCUUUCUUCAGCCAUGGCAAAGCAGGGAUCCAAAAGGUCCAUUGCAGAUUACCGAGCUCUGCUGGAUAGUGCCCUUCAGACAGGUUCCAACCUAUGUAUCAGUGUCUUGAGAAAAACAAAACGGAGGGCGCCCCCACCUCCUCGGAAACCCAAGAACGCUGCAGCCCCUGUGCCAUUGGGGGCAUCGAAAUCCCCUCUGUCAACGUCCCUCUCCGCAUCAUCAUCCGCAUCGACUAGUACUUCCACGUUGACACCGGAGACUUCUAAUGGGCAGGCAGAAGCAAUGAGGGGUCCUGCAGAAAUGAACAAAAGCAAAUCUCCCUUGAUGAACUCUGCGGGGUCUACUGCCACCCUUCCCAACUUGGGGUCCAGGGGUGGCCAGAUGAUGAAGGAAGGGAGCAGGGAGAUCAGGCGGUCUAAGAGUGGGUCGGUGAAGCGAAGGGCGCCCCCACCACCGAGGAAAGAGGCAAAGGAUCACCAGAUGGAAGAAGAGGUACCGGCUACGAAGCAGGUCAGAACCAGUGAGACCCCGAACCCUGUGACUGUCGCCAGGAGUGACUCCAUUUUGUCCAAAAUGCUGCCAGACCUCAAGAAAAGGAAAAGAGAAGUUGUAAAGAUCCACCUGGUUAAAGACAAGGGCUCCUUAGGUAUCCAGAUAGCAGGAGGCAAGGGAUCCAGAAAAGGAGACAUUGGUAUCUUUGUGGCAGGAAUAGAUGAAGGCAGCCCGGCAAACAGGGAUGGAAGAUUACAGAAAGGUGAUGAGAUUUUACUCAUUAAUGGGACUGGUCUCCUGAAUGUUACACACAAAGAUGUUGUGGAUAUCCUUCAAGCCAGUGGUAGCAUAGUGCAGCUUGUUAUUGCCAGAAAGCGGAAAAGGAGACACCAGUAUCAGGGAGGAGGUGUCAUCUUUCCAUCAGAUGCGUCCGAUUCCAGCAGUCUCUCCAGCCAACCUUCAACGCCCCAUGGUUCCCCAAGACUAGGGACCCGGCGCUUCCACUCCAAGGAAAAUCUCAUGCCAACGACGCUGCCAACCGCAAGACCCCCGACGGCAAGGAUCAGUCCCCUGGACGUGGGUGUCCAUUGCAACGACAGGAUGGGCAAUGGGAGCCUAGGAUCUGGCCAAGCACGCUUUUCAAAGCAAGAAGAAGGUUCAUUGACCUAUGAUGAAUCAGUAUGGAAGAGAUUUUCAUCUCCUCAGAGCGCACCUACUACACCAAGGCAACUAAUCCAACAGAAGACGGCGACCUGCGAACCCUUACCUGGCCGGGGGUCACCUAUACCAGGGCGGGGUUCACCCAUCCCCUCUGUGGUACAGCAGAUCUCUCUCAUCAAGGGCGGUUAUGGGAAGGGGCUGGGGUUCAGUAUCGUUGGGGGCGAGGAUUCACCGAAAGGACGAAUGGGUAUCUUCAUCAAGACCAUCUUCACAUCGGGAGCUGCCGCAGCAGAUGGAAGAUUACGAGAAGGAGAUGAAAUCAUGUCAGUGAAUGGUGAAACUUUGAAUGGGAUGACGCAUAAACAAGCCAUUAAUAAAUUCAAGCAAGUAAAGAAAGGCGUGGUCACCCUGACAGUGAGGAGUCGAUUCUCUCCGAGACCGUCCCCUGCUAUUAGCCCAAUUACAAGCCCUAUCGUACCACCAAGAAGUCUACUGCUGGAAUUGAAAAAGUCCAGGGAGCGUGCUUACGAGACGGUAGCUGAAGAGGGCGCUGUGAGCCAUCAGAGAGAUCCUGACAGGGAUGGAGAGGGUUCAACGCCUAGGAGGGGCGGGGAUAGGGGCAGACUCAACGUCACAGUCGUUCUUAAUAAAGCUCCAGGUAUAAGCCUUGGUCUUGGAGUUGUUAGUCUACCUAGUCCUGACUGUCACGAUGAGAGGAGGAUAUACAUCCAGCAUCUUGCCACAAACUCCCCUGCUGAUAUGAAUGGCAGAUUAUGCAUUGGAGCCCAGAUCCUUGCCGUUAACGGUCAAAGCCUGAAGAACAUCAGUCUCCAGGAGGCACAGAAGAUCCUUGGUAACCUACAACCCGGCCCUGUCACACUCAGGAUAGCUCGCUACUCUAAUGCUCUGCUGACCAAAUUGGACUGUGAAGCAGAGAUGAAAUAUCUUCGAUCUAAGCAGCUAUCAAACUGUUCCGAUGUUGAGCCGUGUUACGAGAAAGUAGCCGAUUGCCAUGACAAUGAGGAAGAUGAAGAAGAGAAAGAAGGCAUUGGUUCUCCAUCGGCCAUGUCCUGCGGAUCUACAGCCUCUAGCAAAGAUUUCUCUUUACCAGGAUAUCAGAGAAUUAACAGUGACAAGAGAAAGGCGAACCAGAGAUCGGAAGUUGUUGUGGACUCGUCUGUUCCCAUCACGGAGGCUGAAGUAGAGAGGAUAGUUACACCUAUCAGCAGCCAAGAUGUCUAUUCAACUCCAGUCAACAAGCAUUCAUCUCCUCAGGGAGGUAACGCAACAUUGGGGAAUAGUAAUAUUGAGAAUGGACACAGAGGGAGUGGGCACAGCGAGGAAGACGAAGAGAUGAACAAUGGCAAGAACCCUGUCAUGAGGACUGGAAAAACAGAACAUAAGAGACUUGGUAGGGUUGGAUCGGAGCUGGCCGCCGAGUUUGAAGCCUUCGUGAGUGCCCAGACGUUGGACAAUGAUUCCCUUCCGUGGGUGCAGAGCCAGAAAGUGGCUAGUGAACUGUUGAGCCUCCAAGAGCACUUUAGCCAGGAGGAACUGGCAGAGCUGAAGAACCUUGCGGAUGGGAGACGACUGGAGGUGCUGACGAUCACCAGGCAGUUUGGUGAGAAGCUUGGCAUGGGCUUGAACAUCCAACACACUCAGGAAGAGAACAGCUUGACCCAAACUGUGCAGAUUAAGAGCGUCCUGGCCUGUGGGGUAGCGGAGAGAGCGACCGGGGGAUCCAGGGGUAUGGUUGUGGGAGAUGAAAUCCUGGCUGUUACCAACCAGAUCCUCAAGAAUAGACCAUACCUUGAUACUGUGCAGAUCCUCUCCAACCUGCCCUUGAAAGUGAAGGUGAUUGUAGCAAGGCCGGAGGAAGAUUCAGAGGAUGAUGAAUCAAUGGUUCAGGAUUCUCCUGAAUCGGAAUCCAAUUCCAGUGGGAGAUCAAGCUGUAGCGAUACAAGAUGGGGUGAAGAGGACAUCUGGAAGAGGAUUGAGAGCACACGAGUUGAGGAUGUCCUUGGGUUUGUCAACCCAAAAAGUAAUCAUAACCAACUAAAUGAAAAGAAUAACCACACAUGGGACAAUAAAAGUGAGGAUAUCUGGCAAAAAGUAGAAGGGAGACACAACGGCAGUGCUACUACGAAAAAAGAAAACAUUAGAGUAAACUAUGUGAGUGAUGUUAAAAGUCUUCCAGCAGGAACACACCUGACUCCUUCGUACAAGAAGCACAAGCAGCACUUGAGGUUUCACAACAGAAGUCCAAGCCCACGGACUCCUGCCAUGGGAGAUGAUACCCUUUCCAGAGACAGUUCUCCCACUGUUUCCUUUUCAAUGGACCUUACUGAUGAGAAUGAAGAAGAUUUGGAGGAUCUACUGAUGUUAGAAACAGAACCCUUAAGUGAUCAGGAUGAAGGUGACAGUGGGCAUCAGAAAUCAAUAUACCUCAGCCCACAGGAAUCACCAACAAACUCUUCCAACCUGAAGUAUAUGAAAUCUCUGAAGGUAGACCUUGAUGAUAGUCUUUAUCAGACCCCGAGUGAACACUUUGGUUCCAAAGACACCAUGGAUGAUUGUCUUGAGAACAAUGAUCCUCCUGUAACGGAUAUUGAUGAUUUACUUGGAUCCGAUGAUGGCUACAUGGAGACAGAAGAAUGUGAUAUGGCAGUCAAACCAGAGGUGACUCCAAGGAGUGAGACAUUACCUGUUAAAGUGACUACUUCAGCAGAGAGGAAGUCUCAUAGAGGUUUCCUAUUCAAUGAGGCUGAGGGAAUUGUGAAAUCGUCACCUGUUAUUUCAUCAUCAAAACAGAGAGCUGAAACGAUUAUUUCCAAAACAACUGCUCAAGAAGUGUCCAGCUCCCCGCCUCCUUUGAGCUCUUCCUCCCCAAGAUCAUCACCAACAGACUCACUGUCCUCCCAAUCGUCACAAGAUGGCAGCAGAUCUGAUUCUUCAAAAUCUGAUGAUGUAGUGAAGAGGGACAAAAAGAUUUUGAGUAGUGUGUCCAGGAGGUUUAGGUCUUCCAGGGUUGACAAAGAUGUUUUCAAACAGAGAAGGAAUAUGUUUGAGGCAGCGAGUAAAGAUGCUACUCCUCUGAGUUCUGUAGCACCAAAGCCAAAGCCACUCGCUAAACCUCACACAUUUUCUAAAUUUGGUGCAACACCUUCAAGUAUUAAUAAGGCCAAUGCUUCUUUAGGCCAAACGAAAAGCAAUAAGUCUUUGGCUGCCAACAUCGCAAUAGCCACACCUGCACCAAUCAAACCAGGCGAUACGAAAUCUUCCAAAAAGACAACUAUGCAAACUAAAGAUGAAUCGCCCAAACCACAGAGCCCCCAAGCUAGACAGGAUCAAGAGGUCUUUGGAGCUGAUAUCCGUGCCAUGUCAAGUGUUGCCUCCAGUAUGGAACACUUAAAUGAAACAAAGUCCAUAACUGAUCAAUCCUCCAAUCCCCUUGCUUCAGCAGUAGAUGACAUUUUUGCUUCGGCAAUGGAUGAUGUUCUUCAGGACACUUCCUCUGAUGCAUUGUUCAUGAGUUCUGGAGCUAGUCAUGCUGAUUUUACCCUAGAUUCAAGAGUUGAUGUACCAGUUAUGAGGCCGCCUACAGGUUUCAGAGAUGAUUCCUCUAUAGAGCCAUCACAAUCUCAUCUUGAAGACUUCGACUCUGAUGAUGAGGAUGAGGUUCAUGAGGACAUUAAAGCAACGAGCGGGCUUGAGGAAGAAUUAUCUGGUAGCAGUGGGGACAUGAGCAAGAGGGAUACUUCUGAUUGUCAACCAAAUUGGGAUCACCGCAAAGGAACUGUCAUCAAGGUAAAGUCUCCAGUUGUUGCCAGGAGUAAGACUAGCUCACCUAAAAGUGGGGCAAAGAAACUGAUUAAAGCUGAUGCCCUCCAUUUCAGUUCAGAUUCUAGUGAUGAUGAGGAGGAGGAGGUGGUGGAUGUGAAUCCAGAAAUCAAGUGGCAUGUCUUACCGUCAUCUUCAGAGAAGGACAAUCCAAGUAAUCUGUUGACAGACGAGAGCUCUAAGGAUUUCAGAGGCAAUGAGGAUCAGACAGAGUCUGUAACAAGUGAUGAGACACCAAUGUCACCCAGGAUGCCUCCUGAUGGUGAUGAGUUCCCAGAGCAAAUAAAAGUGUGCCCAAGUUCAUCACCUAAAAUCAGUUCUAGCCCUGCACCUAUCGAGAGAAACGAUCAACAAGAUAUUCUAAUUGAGAGCAAAGAAAUUACUUCUGAUUCCUUGCAAGGAAAGGGUUCAAGUACUAUCUCUGACAGCAUUAGUGCAAAGCCAACACUUCCAAAGAAACCCAGCUUAUCGAAACUGAACAUUUCUUUAAAGACACCUGCACUGUCCGCAGCACCCACUGCUAAAAUGUCUCUUGCCUCUUUAUCCUCACAGUCCCAGGGUAAGACACAAACAUCUCCUUUCAAGGAUAUCAAAUUGAAGAGUCCACCCAAGGUUGGAAGUGAUGAUGUCUUCACAUCUCCUCGCACAAGCCCCAAGCUCGGGAGCCUGAAUAGAUGGGGCUCAAGGGAUAGGUCUGAUGGAGACGACGACAUUGUUGCCAAGAGAGGUGCAUUGUUUGGUGAAGUCAUCAAGAGGAGAACCUCAUCUUCAUCGUCAUGCUCGACAUCUCCUCCACCAACACCUGUGAGAACUCUUUCACCAACUCGUUCUCCACGCAAAAUUUCUGAACUUUCACCACCUCUUAGUUCUAGUAAGGUUGGUGCAAUCUUAAAGGACAGUGGAAAGAUAACAGAAAGAGAAUCCAAGAAUCUUUUAUCUUCAAGCUCACAUGUUGAUGUCAGGACAAAGGAAAGGCCAAAAUAUGCCAAUACAGAUUCAUUUAAUGAUUGCUCAGAUAAUGACCAAGAAAACAGUGAGAGCUCAAUUCAAGAGACACCUACCAAGAGUCUUUCGUCCGAAUCAAAAGAAAGUGAGGCAGAAGUUAGGGUGUCAAAAGAAGAAUGUACCCAAUCAUCACCAAUUGCAGACAGUACUGUUGGGAAAGUAAGGGGUUCCAUGUCACCUAAGAAAGAAUUAUCUCCUUUGGUAAAGGCUGAUGGGGCACUGUCAUCGAGAAGUGCGGCACCACCACUAAAGCCAAGUCCAUCUUCAGCAAAGCCAUCCAUUUUAGAUUCUUUGAAUUCUGUGACAUCAUCGAAUCAGAAAUUCAAGGGACUCUCUGUUCCAAAGAAACUUUCUGUGAAUACAUCCUCUGUUGGGUCAUCAUCAACUUCUGGUCCUUCAAAAAUUGGAGUUCCUCUGUUGUCCAGUUCCAUAAAAGCAAAACCUUUGAUGCUGACCACAAAAUCAGCCGCAGGAAAUGCAAGUGUACCUGGUAGUGUUUUUAAAUCUAAACUGACUGCAAAGAAAUUCACAUGGGAAAGUGAGAAGGAUCAGGGAACUACUACUGGUGAAACUAGGAAUUUGGGGUCAUUCUCAACAAAUUUGAACAAAUCGGGUAGCGAUGAAAAGUCAGUGAAAAAUACUUUACCGAGGGCAACUCAGUUGAAUUCUUCUGGACAAACAGGUGUGCCAACAUCCCUAUCUAGACUUAGACAAGAUAUCAGGUCAGCAGCCGCCAAAAAGGAACUUAAUGAAGCAAAAGGUGGAUCUUCUUUGACUAGUUCAGACAUCAACAGCAAUGUGAAGGAGGAAGAUUGCAAGCCGAAGGUGCCUUCCAAACCAGUUGUAGCUCGCAGGAAUGUAGCUGAUGCACUCACCACAAUGAGUUCUAGGAGGGUGUCCUUUGAAGGUGAUGAUGGAAUCCAGCUUGAUUCCACCACAGAUAUUCAUUCCAAAAUUCCCACAAGUAAAACCCCUUCUAAGGAUGAGACAGUGGAGGAACUCUGUGCCAGCGAAAGAACAGAAUCAGUCGAUGUACCCCCACCACUGCCCACAUCCAGUCCCCCUAAAUCUGAAAGUACAUCUGAGAAUUCCAAACCAGAGAUUAAACCCCUCACAAUCUCAACACCUAGGUCGGACACCCAAAGUGUCAAAGUCACCCCCUCGAUUCCCACCUCCCCAAAACCACCUCUCCCCAGUUCCAAACCUCUCGCCGCUUCCAGAUCUCCUCGGGCAGGCAUCAGCAAGAAGGUGACUCCGAUCAUUGUGAGUGAUGCGGACGAUGAUGCUGAUGAUGAUGAUGACGAUGAGGAGGAGGAGACUUUGGACAUGGCUGAUGAGGAUAAGCAGAGGGGUCCUCCAGCACUCCCCAAACUGCCACCGCCAUCUCCUUCCAGAGUGAAGAGCCCUGUGUAUGAUGUAUCAGCUGAUCUUCUGAGCAGCCUGGAUCCAGAAGAAGGAGUCCUAGAAAUUAGGAUUGAUAGGAUUCCUGGUGAACCAUUGGGUAUUGAGAUCUGCGGUGGAAGCGACACUCCGGAGGGGUGUAUCUACGUGAGCAGUGUUACCCCUAACUCUGCUACCCAGCGAAUCGGCAGGGUGCGACCCGGAGACCAGCUCCUAGACGUCAGCGGUAACUGCAUGGUCGGUAUCACCCACUCCAAAGCCAUGGAUGUCUUACACCAGGUCGAGAAGAGCACCGUUCACCUAGUGGUUGCCAGGAAGAAGCCGGAGAUGGGGUCUAGCUACGCUGACAGUGACGAAGAGGAGGACUAUGUGGAGAAUCUUGCCGUGGAAUUGGUGAACGCUGGCUUCGGCAGCGAUGGGGAACCCAUGGGGGUGAGCUCGGACAUUGAAUGCAGCGACUCCGGACCAACGUCACCGGACGGCAGGCUACUAUCGCCCAUCGGAUCAUCGGAUGAGCUCGACGGGGCCACGUUUUCUCGAACGAAGCAAUCAACACCGCAGAAAGAUGGACUGCAGCUGUUAAUGUCGGAGAAUAAUAACUCUAACAAGAAGAAGAAGCGAUUAGUCAGUCUUCAGCCGGGUCUUCUGAGCCCACCGCUCCGAAGUCCAACCUAUUCAGAAGACAGCGGAGAUGGAGAUUCCUUUAGGUUCAAACCUCACUUCAAUCCAAGGUCGAACCGAACACAUUUCAAAGAUGACACGAAGGCCAGUUUGCAGCAGCGUGGUCUCCUUGAGCGAUCCUUCUCAGAGAGCUCCAACUCCACCAUCCUACUCUCGACAGGAGAACUAGAGAAGCUAAUAGAGGAGGCCAACCAAUCCCUUGAUGAGGCUGAUGAUAGUGACAUCGCCGUCAUCGUCCUCCACAAGGAUGACGAAAACCAGGGUCUUGGACUCACAGUCGCUGGAGGCAUAGAUCAAGAAGUCCAAGAAGUAACAGUCCAUAAAGUGAUUCCCGGAGGUCUAGCGGACAGGGAUGGGAGAAUACAGAGGGGCGACCGUCUAAUAUCGGUCAAUGGGCGAGUCUUGAAGGAUGUUAGCCACAACCAGGCCCUGGGUCAACUGAAAACCAAGAGGAGGGAUGUUGUCCUGGUGGUAGCGAGGCCAUUAGAGCUGGAGGAAACAGAGGAAGAAGGAGAGACAGAUGACAUAGAGAUGGCGAAGGGACCAGCCGGACUCGGUUUCAGCGUCGAGGGUGGGCGUGGUUCGCCAAAAGGAGAUCAGCCAAUCACGGUCAAGAAGAUCUUCACAGGGGGCGUGGCAGAUAGGAGUGGCUUGUUACACGUCGGCGAUGAGAUUGUGGAGGUGAACGGCAGAAGACUUUCAAACUUGACUCACUUUGAGGCAUGGACCUUCCUCAAAGCAGUCCCUUCGGGUAUGGUGAAGCUAAAGAUCAAAAAGCCAUCGAAAAAAGGGGAUGAGAAGGACAAAGCAAAGGAAAAUGUCUUGUCAGAGGAGGUCUUGAAAAGCUUAGAAUGAAAGUCUUGUCAGUUCAGCAUAUCAGGUUGAAGAGAAUUCUUUCGAAGUCUUGUCAGUCAACCCAUCAGGUCAGACUGAAUUUCUUCAUUGUUGGUUGGAGCAACCAUUCUGGUUAUACUGAAUUCCUGUGAUGUCUGUAGGGAGCAGCCGAUCAGAUUGAACUGAGAUCCUACAACAUCUGUGGAGUAGCCGUUCAGUUUUUACCGCGUUCCUUCGAUAUCAGUUGCAUCCGUGUCUGAGUCAUCAUAGGCCAGUGAUGUCAUUGCCAUAGUUUGCCGAACAGUAGCCAUAGAAGAACUUCAUCCAAGUUUCUCCUGAAGAACACUGCCCUUUGAAUCAGCACCACAACUGGUUAUUUUCCAGAUGAUCAAGUCUCAUCACUCUUCAAAAGCUGCAUCAAGAAUGGUUAUUAAAAUUGAGUCCAUUGUGAAAAUGAAAGGCAUGUAUACUAGAAUUACAAACGCACUUGAAGCAUUUAGCAGAGGUUUUUCUGAAGUGUCCUGUCUGAUAAUUGAAGCAGGAUUUUUCUCAUUAACCUACCAGAUGUGAGGGUCACCGUAGCUUAUAACGGUCAUCAGUGAAAAAAAAUCGCAGAAAA
Lytechinus variegatus (green sea urchin) is the source of this 10417-nucleotide messenger RNA. RefSeq lists its product as uncharacterized. NCBI's taxonomy places the organism in Eukaryota, Metazoa, Echinodermata, Echinoidea, Temnopleuroida, Toxopneustidae. Gene Ontology annotation, molecular function: protein binding. The coding region runs from base 898 to 9819 and encodes 2973 amino acids. The transcript is spliced from 21 exons. The record is from RefSeq and is a predicted model, not a curated record.